UCAAAAUCCAUAAUAUCCACAAGCGUUGUGCGUGUAAUCAUGUACCGUCUACUCGUGUUGUGCGCCAUUUUGAAUUUGGCUGAGCCGACGUGGAUCAAACGACAUUGUCACAACAAGAUACAUCGUAACAAAAUAUGCCCUGAGACACCUAACCUAGAGACACUGUUACAAAUAAUUGAACGCGAGUUCAUAGAACACGGCGAAAAGUUCCAGAAUUUUUGCACAAACACAACGCCCCACCUCGCACGUGAAAUGUAUGGCACAGACAAUUACUAUCUCACCUAUAGUCUACCAGCUGAAGAUACGAAGGUAACUGUCCAAAUUAAACAUAAGUUCAUACACACUACAGUAGCGAAAAAGAAUGGUAACAAUGAAAAGAUAUUCGAGGACGUGGCGAUUCUACCAGAUAUGGUGAAACCGGAAGACGCUGUGUAUGUGAUACAGAAUAAAGAUUUACUAAAAAUCACUAUUCCUUACAAAGUACCUUUUGGCAAAGAGGUUGCUAGAGAUUGUGGAGUUAUAAAUAAAAACGUCAUAGAUGUACCGGCAGUUGUUUACCCCAAAUUUACAUAUAGGUUUCUCUCAAAUGAUGAUGAGGGUAAUGGUGAGCAAUAGACAAUAUAUUAAUGUAAAUUUAGUAUAAAUUAUAUGUAUAAAUUAAAAAUUUAAA
This is a messenger RNA of Pararge aegeria (speckled wood butterfly), 670 nucleotides long. RefSeq lists its product as uncharacterized. Lineage: Eukaryota; Metazoa; Arthropoda; Insecta; Lepidoptera; Nymphalidae. The coding region runs from base 40 to 615 and encodes 191 amino acids. The record is from RefSeq and is a predicted model, not a curated record. The transcript has a single exon.